Molecule: messenger RNA, 852 nt
Organism: Didymella exigua CBS 183.55
Lineage: Eukaryota; Fungi; Ascomycota; Dothideomycetes; Pleosporales; Didymellaceae
Product: UPF0029-domain-containing protein
Exons: 1
Coding region: 1-852 (283 amino acids)
Biological process (GO): regulation of translational initiation
Cellular component (GO): cytoplasm
Molecular function (GO): protein binding
Source: RefSeq, a predicted model, not a curated record
AUGUCGAGCGAUGCCAUCGAGGACGAGCUGACUUCGAUCAACGCCAUCUUUGAUGAGGAAACGCUGUCACCAAUCGAUGUGAGCGCCAGAUUGUUCAGUCUGCGACUGCCAUCCUUUCCCUCGAUAGUUCUCCGUAUCGAAUUUUCAGCAGACUAUCCAGAUGCCCCGCCCUCGAUUCUUGGGACUCAAAGCGUCGGCAACGAUGUGCCAAAAGGUAUGGGAAUUCGAGCAGUAGAUGUGGCGAGAGAUGUGCUUGCGCAGGUAUAUCGCCCAGGCGAGGCCUGCAUAUACGACCUCUUAGAAGAUACAAGAGAAGCUUUAGAGAAGGCAGAAGAGCAAGGAAAUUUCAAUGUGAACGACCAAGUCGAGGAACAAGCACAAGAGGAGGAUACAUCUCACGGUCAAAGUUCCACUGCUGACUUUGGACCCGAGCCUCCAUGGAUAGUGGGAGAGCCAAUCAGUGAGAAGAAGUCUGUCUUCCUUGCCCGCGUGGCUCCAGUUUCGUCGCCACAACAGGCCAAGCAGUAUAUCCAGCAUCUACUAGCAACAGACAAGAAGGCUGCUAAAGCAACACACAACAUGACAUCGUGGCGUAUUAAAGGACCCAACGACACCGUUUUCCAAGACUGCGACGACGAUGGCGAGACAGCCGCAGGGAGCCGAAUGCUGCAUCUGAUGCAGCUCAUGGAUGUGUGGAACGUCAUGGUUGUCGUCACGCGAUGGUAUGGCGGUACUCACCUCGGUCCAGAUCGCUUCAGACUCAUCAACACCGCUGCAAGAGAAGCUCUUGUGCUGGGAGGAUUUGUAAAAGAUAACAAGGAAGAGCUGGGCAAGAAGAAAGGCAAGAGAUAG